Molecule: messenger RNA, 4006 nt
Organism: Gymnodraco acuticeps
Lineage: Eukaryota; Metazoa; Chordata; Actinopteri; Perciformes; Bathydraconidae
Exons: 19
Coding region: 72-2447 (791 amino acids)
Molecular function (GO): protein binding
Source: RefSeq, a predicted model, not a curated record
CAUAUUGGGUGGCAUGUGUUGCUUCUAUGUGGAGCACGUCCUCUCCUAAUGUCUGUGUGUGACCUCUACAGAUGCCCAACACAGCAGGCAAGAGCAUGCAGGUUUGCUACUGUGGAUGGGCCAAGGUCACCACCUACCAGGGUCUGAGGACUCACCAGGGGAAGAUGGGAUGCACACCGAGGGGAAUGAAUAUCCCUGAGAGUGAACAAUUCAGAUUCACAAGAUGCACGUUUGCUAACAUUGGACCAUCAAUCCAAAUAGAAGAACCUCUGAAAGAUAUCUUCAGCCCUUAUCUAGAGAUCGAUCAUCAACAGUUCACCUGGAGAAACGCCAUGGAAGAAACCCUUCAAAACGACAGCGGACCAAAUAACGGGGUUACUCCAGUCUGGGAGAUACCCCAAACAUCCGAUGAGAACCUCCUGAUUACGACCUACCAGGGUCUGAGGACUCACCAGGGGAUGAUGGGAUGCACACAGAGCGGAUAUAGUAUCCCUCAGAAUGACCAGUUAAGAUUAACAAGUUCCCUUCAUUCAGCCGCUAACGUUGGACCUUUAACCUUCAAGCCUCUGAAGGAUAUCUUUGGCCCCUCUCAAACGUUUGAGAGUAAACAGAUUACUUGGGGAAGUCCCCUGGAAGAAUCUCCUCAACAGGAUGGCGGACCAAAUAACUCCAUUGCUUCAGCAAGAGGAAAGAAUGUACCUGUUGCUUCAAACUUCACCACCCUGACGGCCGCUCCAGCUGCAGAAGCCACACUGAACGACACAAAUCAAUUAUUUGUUACAGCUCAACAGAACUCUCAGCAGACGGCCACAAACUCUGACAAAACUCAUCAAGGGCACAAUUUCUCCAUUGGUGCACAGCCUUCAAUGUACCCCGUGUCACAGAUGGUUGAUACCCCAACCACUCCUGCAGCUGCAGGAAUCACAGUCAAUGACACAAACAAAUCAUUUGUUACAACUCAGCAGAAUUUCCAGCAAACAGCCACAAACUCUGGCGUAAAUCGUCAAGCUUUCACUUUCUCCAGUGGUGCACAGCCUUCACUGCUCCUAAUGCCACAGAUGUUUGGUACCCCAGCCAUUCCUGCAGCAGCAGAAGUCCCAGUUAUGAAAACUCAGCAAAGCGCAUUCAAUCUCUCCAGUGGUGCACAGCCUUCGCUGAUGCCAAUGUCACAGAUAUUUGGCAGCCCAACGUUUCCUACAUUUAAAGAUGUCACAGUGACGCACACAAACAAAUCAAUGUUUGAAACUCCCCCCCAUCUCAGUACAACUCAUCAAAACACCAACAACGUUCGUAGAGCGCUUGAUUUCUCCACCGGUGCACAGCAGGUGGAGCAGUACUGGGAACUUCCAACAACCACAGCUCAGGAAACAGCCUUCCAAUUAAAGGAGAGAGAGAGGGAGGCUCAAAAACUACAAAAGAUGAGGCAGGACAUGAUAAGGGCUGAUUUACAGCAGAAAAUUCAGACAAGAGAACAGAAGAUUUCUGAAGUCACAUCAUCUGUAAAAGCCUGCAAGGGCGGCUUGGAUGCCGAAUGGCUGGAGAUCAACAGCGUUUUCUCAGAGGUGAUGAAAGUCGUGGAGGACUCUCGGAAGAAAGCCCUUCAACCUCUGGAGGAGAGGAGAAAGAGAGUGAGUAGAGAAGGACUACAUCUGGUCAAGAAGCUGCAGAAUGAAAUUGACAAAAUCAGGAAGACCAUUGAUGAGUUGGACAAAAAUGCCGACUUGCAGGGUCUUCCUAAAACAGGCCUGGAUGAAUCUCGAGAUUGGAAACAUUUAACUGUUGACACUUCAUUCUCCUUUGGGUCACUGAGAGCUACAACAUCGAGCAUGAUGGAACAAAUUCACCAGGAACUUGAAAAACUCUCUUCUGUUGAACUCAAGAGGAUUCCCACAUUUGCAGUGGAUGUAAAGCUGGACCCAACCACAGCCCACCAGUGCCUUGUGCUUUCCCCCGAUGGAAAGACAGUUAGAGAUGGAGGAAAUAACCAAAAAGUACCCGAUGCUCCGCAGAGGUUCGACAUGUUCGGCAGCAUCCUGGGGCUCAACAGGUUGACUUCUGGGAAGUCAUACUGGGAGGUGGAGGUCACCAACAAGUCGGGGUGGGACCUGGGUGUGGCACGACGCAAUGCAAAUCGCAAGGGGAAACUCUCUGUGAACUCGGAGAGCGGUUACUGGGUAGUCGUGCAUUACGAAGACAAAAAGUACGCAGCCCUGACAGUACCACCAGUCAGCCUCCCCCUGAAAGAGAAACCUGAAAAGGUUGGAGUGUUUGUGGAUUACGAGGAACGUCUCGUGUCCUUCUACGAUGUGAUGGCUCAAUCUCACAUCUACACGUUUACCGAGUGCAUGUUCAGCGAUCUGAUUCUUCCAUAUUUCAGUCCACAUCCUAAACAAAAUGAGAAAAACUCCCAUCCUCUGAUUAUCUCUCCUGUGAAGAAGCAGUUGUAGUUAUAUGAAGUGAAUAGUUACCGGUGCACUAAAAGUUAAAAUGCACCACUCACUGUAAAUAUCAGUACAGGUGUAGGCCUACAUGAUAUUUCAUGACACUACCAAAGGGUUUAAAUCUAGGGUCUUGGCCUGGGCAUCACCUCUGUAAAGAGAUUCUGAAAGUUUCAGGAACAAAGAUUCUCUCUCUUUUUGUCCUGAUCCAUUUAUAUAAAACCUGUCUGAAAAUGAGCUGAUCAGAUUUUGGCCACUUUAUGAUGUCAUAACGAUUUUGUUGGCUUGUGUCACCAUUAGCCAAUAACCCCCCCCCCCCUAUCACCUGAAUCUCCUCCUAGAGCACCAUUGUGUUCUUUUUAACCAAAUAUCUCUCAAAGGGGCGUGGGGAGGGGCUCCUUAUAUUCAUCUAAAGUAACAGACAGAGAAUCAGCACUGUUUUGCAUAUAUCUGAGAUUUAUAAUACAUUGAUGAAAAACAGUAUAAUAGGGGACCUUUAAAAUGGGUUGUAAGCUAUCCCCUUUCGGUAUGAGUCAGCAUUGUGGUCGUCUCCUGCUAGCUGUCAUAAAUUGACUCUCUUCCAGUUUUCAGGUACAUUUUUGAAGUUACACUUUUUAUAUCUCGUUCGUUUCUAACUAUACAUUUUUAACUGAAUGGAGAAUUUAUGUUAUCAGACAUGUGUAUCUUAAGCUAACAGACACACUAGCUAAGCUAACAUUAGCAGGAGCAGAAUAGCAUCCGAAAAAAACAAUUUUUGAACUUCAAACUACUUUAAUCUCUGUUUCCAUCGGUCAUUAUAACAAGCACUGUUUAUUGUUUAGAGUAGGAGACCAUAAACAGACCAGUUCACUCACUUUUAAAUCCUCAUGAACAGGAUCUUAGAAUGAUCAGACAAACAUUAUAAGCUAAUGUUAGCGGUUAGCUUGCAACCGCACAGAUGGAUUUCAUGUUUUGUAUGCAAAAUCCACAUUUUGGAAGUAACUUUAGCUGUCAACUGCUUCAACGUGGCAUUACAUUCCUCAAAAGGUUAAAUUAAGUACUAUGCAAUAGAAAAUGUACUUGUUUGCAUUCUACCACUUAUCUUUACUUGAUAUAACCCCUAACUCUUGCACACUGUAUUUUCUUUAUUUUUUAAAUUGCAUUUUACAGAUCCUUUUUUCUAGUUCCAGAUUAUCUGUUACACCGCCAUGCAUGACUCUCUCUACAUAUAACUAUUGACGGUUAUAACAAAAUGUUUUAUGCUAUUAAGCGAGAAGACUUUAUUACAAGUUAUAUUUGGGAAACUUUGUAUACUUCUCUUCAGGGGUCUUGUAAAAACUAAAGCAAUAAAACAUGAUUUACGUUGUAUUUGUUGAUGUACCAAGGUCCUUUAAAGAGAAGUGGUCUCAGUCCGGUCGACUUCGAGCUGACAUUACUACCAAAUGAAGUCAUUUUAAGGAAGGCAUUUUAAGACUCUUUAUUUUAUUUUACUAGGAACGGUCUUGUGUUUCAUUACAUCGAGAAUGUCAUGGUGAUGGAUAUAUACAUUUUAAAAUGUGUUUUAUGUCUUGUAAUUGCAUUGAGAAAAA